AUUACUAACCAGUUCUGUGGGUUGGGGAGUAGGCCAAAGCCAACUGCUUGGUUAUAAAAAGCAUGCCUUGUCCAAGGGGGUUAGGGCAGGAUUGGAAACCAAAUAUUUCUCUUAGCCCCAGCAAGGCAUUUCUGAUAACCACAGUCAAACUACAGCUGUAAUUUCCCUAGUUUAUAUAUAGACAGAGAUGAAUGUGUGCCUCAGCACCACAGCAUAUAAAAGGGUUGUCCCCGCCUGGCUCUCUCACAGGCUGUCAUUUGCUGGGAAAAGGUGCAUUUCUCUCCAACUAGAAUUAUGGACACAUCUUACCCGCGUGAAGACUACCUGCCCAUGACAUCCCAAAAGCAGGAACCGUCCCCCACAGUCAUCACCGUCAGGCCUCCGGUGGUCCCACGAGACUACAUGAUCUGGUCUAUCUUCAACACCAUCUAUAUGAACCUCUGCUGCCUCGGCUUUGUGGCCCUUUCCUAUUCUGUCAAGGCAAGGGACCAGAAGGUGGCUGGUGACCUGGAAGCUGCUCGUCGCUAUGGCUCCAAAGCCAAAUGCUACAAUGUCCUUGCAACCUUGUGGAAUGUGGUGGUGCCAUUAGUGCUCAUUGCACUGGUAGUCACUGGGGUGCUCCACCUGUCCAAGCUGGCUCAAGAGUCCAUGGACUACUUGGCUUUCAGGCUCUUCCCUAAUGAAGACGAAGAUAAGAAGUGAGCGGAAUAACUUUAACUUUCCUGGAAGUGUCUUUUUGACACUAAGAGACUGUCAACUGAUGUAACCUCCAACUGUCUGCCUCUGACCACUGCACAAUGCAAAAUCUCUGCUCAUUCAAACUCAGGUCCUCUGGUUCAUUUCACUAUUGUAUUCAUAUGGAUUCAGUUUCACAGCUCACCUUUGACUAGAGCUGCAGCUGAUAUAGACAUUCACGCUUGAUGGUUGGGAUAGUCUCAAUGCUGGGCUAUCAGCAGCAGUGUUUUGAACCUGCUGCACUAUAUUGUUUUCUUCUCCAUUGCUACCCACUGUUCUCAAUUUCUGUGUUUCCUCUACUGGCUGACAACAUGUAACAACUACACAGAAAUCUUAUACACAAAUAGGAAUAUUAAAUAUGUUUGUGGAAUCCCUCAUCAUAUUCACAAAUAUACAAACUUUUGUGUUGCAUCUUUUAAAAACACUGUCAGUUUGUUUCUAGUGCCAAAAUGAUUUGUCAUGAACUGGCUGGAUUCAAGAACAAGGUAAUGCUAAGUGAUGUUAAGUUCAGUGUUGAUGGAGUGGUUUGUCUGUAGAAACAUGUUUAAUCUAUUAACCAGGGCAGGGCAUGAUCAAGCCAAUAUCCUUUUUAGAAUGAGUGUCCAAGUAUUGUUGGAAUGCAAGUACCAACAGCCUUAGCUAUAGCUAAUGAUAAAGAGCAUUGAAGGUUGCAGCCCAGUGUCUGAAAUUGAAGGUUGCAGCCCACUGUCUGAAAUGCCACACCUCAUGCAUCCAAACCAUCAAAUCUGAAAAAAAAACCUUAGAAUCUUCCUUCAAACCUUGUUGUUUCUUCCUUAAGCAUUGACCCCAGACUGUCUUGAUUGUUACUAUUUAAGUGAUUGCAUACUUUUGUAACUCAUUUGUCUUGUAUACAUGACCGUGAUAAUAAAAUAAUACUAUUUCUUUUCAA
Messenger RNA from Anolis sagrei ordinatus, 1645 nucleotides. RefSeq names its product interferon-induced transmembrane protein 5. NCBI's taxonomy places the organism in Eukaryota, Metazoa, Chordata, Lepidosauria, Squamata, Anolidae. Gene Ontology annotation, biological process: bone morphogenesis; bone mineralization. The record is from RefSeq and is a predicted model, not a curated record. Gene Ontology annotation, cellular component: plasma membrane.